AUGAUCAAUGCUUUUGACCGUCCUGGUCACACCUUCAUUCCUCGACAGUCGCCCCUGGAGUUCCAAGUAGAUCCGUCAUCAUGCUCUCUUAUGGGUCCAACAGCAAUUGUUGUCCAGCUAUUCAUGGGCGCGCUGGUUCUUCUCUCCCUCGUAUACAAGCGACAACGAGAGCGACCGAUGCGGGCAUGGCGGAUAUGGGCAUUUGAUGUGGGGAAGCAAGUCAUUGGGCAAGCAACCGUCCACGUCACCAACAUCAUCAUUUCCUGGAUCGGUGCAAGCAAUGGCACCGAAACAAAUGCAUGUUCAUGGUAUCUAGUAAAUAUUUUGGUAGAUACGACUAUCGGUGUCGGUCUGAUCUAUGUGGCCCUGCACGGCCUCACGAAUGUUCUCUCCGAACGACUCCGGAUACCCGGGCUCGUAUCGGGAGAGUAUGGAAACCCACCUCAAUGGUCCUUCUUUUUCCGGCAGCUCGUCGUCUAUCUCUUCUCGCUCGCGUUUAUGAAAGUGAUCGUGCUCGGCCUGUUCGCCCUCGUACCCGAAAUCAUGCGUCUCGGGGACUGGAUGCUCGAGUGGACCGCCUCGAACUGGGCCUUACAAGUUAUCCUCGUUAUGGGAAUCGUUCCGAUAACCAUGAAUGUCAUCCAAUUCUGGCUUAUCGACAGCAUCGUUAUGAGCAAAAUUAUCCCGUUCGCAUCUAAUCCCGUACCGGUGACGGACGACUUGCACGAGCCGUUGAUGUACGACGAUGUACCGGAGAGAGACUUUGAUGAUGAGGGAGCUACGUUAACCGGAAAGAGGAUCUUGGACGAUCUUGAAGCUCAGCGCGGGAAUGGGAAUGAAGGGAAGGUUCGCGCACCGACGACGACUCGGUCUCCGCCGCCGACAGACAGGCGCAGCUCGAGCACAACUGAGUCCUACAAUCUCCGACCUAUAUCGAGGGAGAAUAGUAACCACGCAGGGUCGAGCACGAACGCUGGCUUUAAGGUGCCAAAGCUGCACUUGACGAAGCCGAGUGGGGAUUGGCAGACGAAGGGAAACGCGGAUUGGGAGUGGAACGCGCAGGAUGAGUGGGGGGAAGAUCCAUUCGAUGGGGAAGCGCAGGGGAGCAAAGAUGUGAAGGCGAACGGGUUGGGCAAGAAGGGAGCGGCGGCCGUGCAGGAUACGGACGACGCUGCGGAUGAUGCUUGGGAGAGCAUGGAUGGGCUAGAUGGACCCAAAGCACGGUAG
Dacryopinax primogenitus is the source of this 1227-nucleotide messenger RNA. RefSeq lists its product as uncharacterized. The transcript is spliced from 2 exons. The coding region runs from base 1 to 1227 and encodes 408 amino acids. Gene Ontology annotation, cellular component: membrane. The record is from RefSeq and is a predicted model, not a curated record. Lineage: Eukaryota; Fungi; Basidiomycota; Dacrymycetes; Dacrymycetales; Dacrymycetaceae.